Molecule: messenger RNA, 1641 nt
Organism: Candidozyma haemuli
Lineage: Eukaryota; Fungi; Ascomycota; Pichiomycetes; Serinales; Metschnikowiaceae
Exons: 2
Coding region: 1-1641 (546 amino acids)
Source: RefSeq, a predicted model, not a curated record
AUGCUUGGUCUUCGAAAUUGCCAACGGGGUCUUUACAGGCCGUUUUCCAUAACUAAAUCCAGUUCUGUACAACGAUGUCGUUCGUUUGGAAUUCAUAGAUCUUUGGCUACCAGCACCAGCAAGCCAUUGAAGAAAGGCCCUCCGAGAUUUGUCAAACUCAUAGCAACAGCCACCGGUGUGUCUGCCAUUGUAUACGGCAUUGACGAGUAUUACUACCUGUCGCUUUUACAGCGUUCUGCUCGUGCAGUAUAUGUGCUCUUGUGGGUCGCUUAUCAAUACGGAGCUAACGUUAAGAGCUACGACAAGAUUGAGGACCUCCACGAGGAAGCCUCGGAGAAACUUCUUCAAAUGCUUUCAGCUAAUAAGGGUCUUUAUAUUAAGUUGGGCCAGGCCAUUGCAAAUAACGGAACUGUGUUCCCUUUGGCUUACCAGAAACGUUUCAUCAAUUUAUAUGAUGCAGCUCCAGAAGAUCUGUGGAGCCUGAUAGAUAGGACACUUAGACGCCAGCUUGGCGAGAACUACGAAAAGGAUAUCUUUGAGCAUUUCGAUCAUAAACCAAUGGCCUCGGCAUCGAUUGCCCAGGUCCAUAAAGCUCGGUUGAAGAAGGAGCAACAAGAUGUGGCUGUCAAGGUCCAGCAUCCUUACAUUUCCAAGCAGAUCAACGUUGACUUGGCUAUCUAUAGGGGUAUGUCUUGGGUCUACUCUAAUUACGUCUCAGACCAGCUUGUGAAGGAGUCUGACUUUAGGCACGAAUCAGCAAACGCUGCCAAGCUUUCAGAACUCCUUUCCAACGAUAGACAAAUGGACAAGUUGAAUAUUUACGUCCCUAAAAACUACGAUGAUUACACCAGAAGACCAAUCCUUGUCACAGAAUGGAUUGACGGUGUAUCACUUGCUGACAAACAGAAGUUGAUAGAUGCCAAGCUUAAUAUCACGACAAUGAUGACACAGUAUGUGAAUGCCUUUGGCCGUCAAGUAUUCAACUACGGCUUCUGCCAUUCCGAUCCACACCCAGGUAACCUCCUAGCAAGAAUACACAACGGCAAGCAGGAGUUGGUGAUCUUGGACCAUGGAUUGUAUGUAACACUACCCGAGAAGUUCCGCAAAGAAUAUUGUGCUAUAUGGGAGAGCUUGUUUCUGUAUGAUACCCAGAGAAUGGAGGAGAUUGCCAAUUCGUGGGGUAUCGGUGACGCUCUGAUCUUGACAACUAUGGUUCAGUUACGACCACCUCCAAAGGACUUUAUCAAGAAGAACAGCAGCUCUUAUGACAUUAUCAAAAGCUUUCUAGGAGAUGAAACAAAGUUUCCUCUACAAAUGCUUUUUCUUCUGCGAUCCAUGAGGAUGAUGCAGAAUUUAAACCAGACCAUGGGAAGCCCGGUGAAUCGGAUCAAUAUGUUCACCAACUGUGCCCUUCAGACACUCACAGAGGAAAGAAAGUUUUCCUUGAUUCAUCCAGGACCAUGGGUUCUGUUGCUUCGGGUGAAGUUCUCUCUAUUCCUCAGUAAUCUUGUGUUUUUGUUCUUUAGGCUCAAACAACUUGUUACGGGUGACAAGUAUGGAGAUAGAGGUGAAGGAAUUGAAGAUUACAUUGAAAGCUAUAUGAAAGAAACUGCAAAGUACAUGGGCAUCGAGAUCGCUUAA